Cetraspora pellucida is the source of this 337-nucleotide messenger RNA. The record is from the annotation of a GenBank genome assembly. NCBI's taxonomy places the organism in Eukaryota, Fungi, Glomeromycota, Glomeromycetes, Diversisporales, Gigasporaceae.
AAAUUAAAGCAGGCAGUAGAAUGGCCCAUAAAAUAUCGACAUACAUUUGAAAGAUUAGGUUUAAAACCGCCAAAUGGAAUAUUAAUGUAUGGACCACCCGGCUGCAGUAAAACAACUUUGGCUAAGGUAAUAGCUUCAACGUCUGGUGCCACUUUUCUUUCUAUCAAUGGAGCUCAAUUAUAUUCACCCUAUGUGGGUGACUCUGAACAAAUUAUUCGAUCAACAUUUCAACGUGCACGUUCUACAUCUCCUUCUAUAAUAUUUUUUGAUGAAAUUGAUGCGAUUGUUGGUAAAAGAUCGUUGGGAAGUAGUGGUAAUAGUGACAGCGUUCAAGAAC